Molecule: messenger RNA, 3096 nt
Organism: Chlorocebus sabaeus (green monkey)
Lineage: Eukaryota; Metazoa; Chordata; Mammalia; Primates; Cercopithecidae
Gene: MPHOSPH8
Product: M-phase phosphoprotein 8
Cellular component (GO): nucleus; heterochromatin
Molecular function (GO): chromatin binding
Source: RefSeq, a predicted model, not a curated record
CUUCCGUUACGCCGCCGAUGUGGAGUCGGGCCGAGCGCGGAACGCGAGGAGCUGCUGGGGUGUGUGUGUCGCAGCGGGUUUUCCACGGCGGUUUGCGGAGCUGCCGGGAUGGAGCCGGUUGCGGAGGGAGCGAGUGUGACCGCAGUUCCUGUGACAGCUGCCGACAGCACUGAGGAGUUGGCCGAAGUCGAAGGAGUUGGAGUCGUGGGCGAGGAUAAUGACGCAGCCGCGAGAGGAGCGGAGGCCUUUGGCGACAGCGAGGAGGACGGCGAGGAUGUGUUCGAGGUGGAGAAGAUCCUGGACAUGAAGACCGAGGGGGGUAAAGUUCUUUACAAAGUUCGCUGGAAAGGCUAUACGUCGGAUGACGAUACCUGGGAGCCCGAGAUUCACCUGGAGGACUGUAAAGAAGUGCUUCUUGAAUUUAGGAAGAAAAUUGCAGAGAACAAAGCCAAAGCAGUCAGGAAGGAUAUUCAGAGACUGUCCUUAAAUAACGACAUAUUUGAGGCGAACUCUGAUAGCGAUCAGCAAAGUGAGACAAAAGAAGAUACUUCACCAAAGAAGAAAAAGAAAAAAUUAAGGCAGAGAGAAGAGAAGAGCCCAGAUGAUCUGAAAAAGAAAAAAGCAAAGGCCGGGAAGCUAAAAGACAAGUCCAAAUCAGACCUGGAGAGCUCCUUGGAAAGUUUAGUUUUUGAUUUAAGGACAAAGAAAAGAAUUUCUGAAGCCAAAGAAGAACUAAAGGAGUCCAAAAAGCCCAAAAAAGAUGAAGUAAAAGAAACAAAGGAAUUAAAGAAAGUUAAAAAGGGUGAAAUAAGAGAUUUAAAGACAAAAACAAGAGAAGAUCCCAAAGAAAAUAGAAAAACAAAAAAAGAAAAAUGUGUCGAAUCCCAGGUGGAGUCUGAAUCAAGUGUACUUAAUGAUUCUGCCUUUCCAGAGGAUGACAGUGAAGGGCUACAUUCCGACAGCAGAGAAGAGAAACAAAACACUAAAACUGCAAGAGAGAGAGCAGGGCAGGACACAGGGCUGGAGCAUGGCUUUGAGAAGCCGCUAGACAGCGCCAUGAGUGCUGAGGAGGAUACCGAUGUCAGAGGCAGGAGGAAGAAGACCCCGAGAAAGGCUGAGGACACUAGAGAGAGCAGGAAGCUAGAAAACAAGAACACUUUCUUAGAGAAGAAAACUGUGCCUAAAAAGCAGAGGAAUCAAGACAGAGGCAAAAGUGCUGUAGAGUCAGAGAAGCUGAUGCCUGUGUCUGCCCAAACGCCAAAGGGCUGGAGGUUGAGCGGGGAAGAGAGAGGCUUCUGGUCCACUGACUCAGCCGAGGAGGACAAAGAGACCAAAAAAACUGAAUCCAAAGAAAAAUAUCAGAAAAGGCACGAUUCUGACAAGGAAGAAAAAGGCAGAAAAGAGCCAAAAGGAUUAAAGACACUUAAGGAAAUCAGAAAUGCAUUUGAUUUAUUUAAAUUAACUCCAGAAGAAAAAAAUGAUGUUUCUGAGAAUAAUCGGAAAAGGGAAGAAAUACCACUGGAUUUUAAAACCAUAGACGAUCACAAAACCAAGGAAAACAAACAGUCACUUAAAGAGAGGAGGAACACCCGAGACGAAACGGACACUUGGGCAUACAUUGCUGCAGAAGGUGAUCAAGAGGGUUCAGACAGCGUGUGCCAAGCAGAUGAGAAUUCGGAUGGCAGGCAGCAGAUUCUGAGUUUGGGCAUGGACCUGCAGUUAGAAUGGAUGAAGUUAGAAGAUUUCCAAAAGCACCUUGAUGGGAAAGAUGAGAAUUUUGCUGCAGCAGAUGCAAUUCCAAGUAAUGUGUUAAGGGAUGCUGUAAAAAAUGGGGAUUAUAUUACUGUAAAAGUUGCACUUAAUUCAAAUGAAGAAUAUAACCUGGACCAAGAGGAUUCCAGUGGAAUGACACUGGUGAUGCUUGCCGCCGCGGGAGGGCAGGACGACCUCCUGCGACUCCUCAUAACAAAAGGCGCGAAAGUGAACGGUCGGCAGAAAAACGGGACCACUGCCCUCAUUCAUGCCGCAGAGAAGAACUUUUUAACAACAGUGGCUAUUCUUUUGGAAGCGGGAGCUUUUGUCAACGUCCAGCAGAGCAACGGUGAGACCGCACUGAUGAAGGCCUGUAAAAGAGGAAAUUCAGACAUUGUACGACUUGUGAUUGAAUGUGGAGCUGACUGCAACAUUUUGUCAAAGCACCAGAACAGUGCCCUGCACUUCGCGAAGCAGUCUAACAACGUGCUUGUGUACGACUUGCUGAAGAGUCAUUUAGAGACACUUUCAAGAGUAGCAGAAGAGACAAUAAAGGAUUACUUCGAAGCUCGCCUUGCUCUGCUGGAACCAGUGUUUCCAAUCGCAUGUCAUCGACUCUGUGAGGGGCCAGAUUUUUCAACAGAUUUCAAUUACAAACCCCCACAGAACAUACCAGAAGGCUCUGGCAUCCUGCUGUUUAUCUUCCAUGCAAACUUUUUGGGUAAAGAAGUUAUUGCUCGGCUCUGUGGACCAUGUAGUGUACAAGCUGUAGUUCUGAAUGAUAAAUUUCAACUUCCUGUUUUUCUGGACAGUCAUUUUGUUUACUCAUUCAGCCCUAUUGCAGGUCCCAAUAAACUCUUCAUAAGGUUGACAGAAGCACCCUCUGCCAAGGUUAAGUUGCUAAUAGGUGCAUACAGAGUGCAGCUGCAGUGACCAAACAGCAGGGAUUGGGUGGAGUUCUCUUCAGACCCAUUCCUACACUCUCUCUGACAGCAGUUUGGAAUUCUUCUAGCACAUCUAUGUAAAGUUUUGUCUGUAAACCUCUUGCAGUUAAGCCUGUUGUCUGUUGUAGUCUGUAAGAUGCGACAUAGCUGUGUCUGUGCCAGUAUACUGGAAUCUCAGUGCAGUGUCCAGACUGCGUAUUUCAGUUUUUCCACAAUGUGGAUAGUACAUAUGAGGAUUAUUUAAGAAAAUUAAAGACUUACUUUCUUUUUUCUGGAGACGGAGUUUUGCUCUUGUUGCCCAGGCUGGAGUGCAAUGGCACGAUCUCAGCUCACUGCAACCUCCGCCUCCUGGGUUCAAGCGAUUCUCCUUGAAAUUUCUACUAGCCCUGGUGAACUUCUG